GAGAGAGAGAGAGAAGCAGCAAAGCAGUGGCGGGAGGCAAAAUAAGGAAAGAGAAGCCAAAAGCAAAAGGAAAAAGCGCACCGUACCAUAUCGUUCCACAAAUCCAAAGGUCAGCACAUCCUCAAAAACCCUAUGCUCGUCGACACCAUCGUCCAAAAAUCCGGCAUCAAAAGCACCGUACCAGCCGAAUCCUUUAUUCAAAAUCCGGUUGGAAACUGGAAAUCUCGCACUCUCUCCAAAUACCAAAACCAAACCCUAGAACUAGAAGAUCAAAAUCUCCUGAAGAUGAAGAUGGAUUCGGAAUAUGAAUAUGAAUUUGAGAUCGCUUUCUGUGGGCGUAUUGGUCCAUCCACAGAGUGGUAUGCAAUGAAGGUCACAGAACCAUACUUCCGAUCAUCUUCUUCGGCGAAGUAUAAGUAUGGGAAGAACAAAGAAGCGAGGAGUAUCGUGAGCAAGAAGGAGCUGUUGGUUCCGAUUUCGGUAAGCAAAUUUAGUUGCAGCUGCAGACGCGGGCUACCCGUAGCAGUUCUAGGCUCUCAUAUGUAUUGUCUUGGUUCCAUAGUGUCUAAUCCCUCUAGCAAUAGCAACCAAGUGUGGACUCUAGACCUUACUAGUAGUAGUAAUUGUUGGAAACCUGGUCCUCACACGAAUUUUACCAGAUGGAAUCCUCAUGUGAUGGUCCUUGACAACAAGCUAUAUGCAUUGGGUUCUUGUCAUCCCGAUUUUGAAGCCGAGAGCAGUGGCUGUGGUUGGAUGGAGGUUUUUCACCCAAAGUUAGGAACUUGGGAAUCCUUGCCCAAUCCUCCAUCUCGAUGUUUCCUACAGAGAAUUAUGCUUUCCGCACCUCUCCAUGAUAAAAAACAGAUUGUUGUAGCUGAGCGUUGUAAUGGUUGUGUUACAUUCCAUAUUUAUAAUGUGGAGACUCGACGUUGGGCAACACUUGAUCCUCCAAGGCGAGACGUUAUGUCUGCCCAGUUCAAGGGACGUGAUGGGUUUCCUAAUGACGACACCAUCACUGCUUUACGACCUGCAGUUGUUGGAAAUACUCUCUAUUGGGGCUUCCUUGAUGACCAGAAGUUAUGCCUACAAGCAUACAAUUUAGAUACGAAUGUGUGGUUCUAUGGUCGUCUUGACUUGUGCUCCUCAGUUUUAUGGAAGGGUGAAUUUUUGCCGUGUCAAUUAUCUACUUCUUUGCACCACUUGGCUCAUCACAAAUUCUGCUUUCUUUUCUUGAGCCUCGGCAGAGGAAGCUUCCUUAAUUGUCUCAUAUUUGACGUUUCUCCAAUUUCCCGCAAAAAUUAUCAUUAUCACGCUAAUGACGAAGAUGACGACUUUUCCCGUAACCUUUACCGUGAUUGUUGGGAUAAGGAUCGGCCUUUCUCCAAAGCUUUCUCCAAAUUGGGUAUUUCCAUUGUCUCCAUCCAUAAGUAUCCCGUCCAUGGUAGAUUAAGAGUCCACCACACCGUGUUGCUGGAUGCUGGAUUUUAUACAUCAGAGAAGAAGAAACCAAAGUUGUCACGUAAACCAAUUGAGAGCCCAACUUGCAGGGAUGCUAGAUUUUAUGCCCCAAAGAUGAAGAAACCAAAGUCAUCACAUAAGCCAUAAGCCAAGUUAGACCGUCAAUGAUAUUUAUCUUAGUAGGUUGCUUCCUUGAAGACUAAGUUUCUAAUGCUUAUGAUUUUAUAGACCUUGAUGAAAGAUUUAAUCUUUGUAGUUUAUUUAGAAUCAUUAUGGAUAAUCUGUAUUACAAACUCAGUUAGAACUUAAUGGUUAUGAAUGAAUCAAGCUUUUGUUUUUAUGUU
Quercus lobata is the source of this 1802-nucleotide messenger RNA. RefSeq lists its product as uncharacterized. The coding region runs from base 133 to 1605 and encodes 490 amino acids. The record is from RefSeq and is a predicted model, not a curated record. The transcript is spliced from 2 exons. Gene Ontology annotation, molecular function: protein binding. Lineage: Eukaryota; Viridiplantae; Streptophyta; Magnoliopsida; Fagales; Fagaceae.